Messenger RNA from Lithohypha guttulata, 1530 nucleotides. RefSeq lists its product as uncharacterized. The record is from RefSeq and is a predicted model, not a curated record. Lineage: Eukaryota; Fungi; Ascomycota; Eurotiomycetes; Chaetothyriales; Trichomeriaceae. Bases 1 to 1530 code for a protein of 509 amino acids. Gene Ontology annotation, molecular function: flavin adenine dinucleotide binding; sarcosine oxidase activity; L-pipecolate oxidase activity. The transcript has a single exon.
AUGGCUACAGCUAACGAAAGCGUGCCAAGGGACAUACUGAUUGUAGGAGCAGGAGUUUUUGGCUUGUCAACAGCACUAUCACUGCUGAGUCGACCAGCUUACGAUGCCUCCAGAAUCACCAUAAUAGAUUCAGCACUAGUGUUACCAAACCCUGUCGGCUCAUCAGUUGAUGCCUCCAGAAUCAUCAGAGCUGAUUAUGCUUCAAUCCACUAUGCAAAACUAGCAUGUCUUGCACAAGAGCAUUGGCGCGACCAGACCCCUUCUGGCUGGGGUGGUGAAGGUCGAUAUUCAGAGACGGGCUUCGUAUUAACGGGCGACAAAGGUCAAGAAGCAUACGUUUCUAGUGCCAUGCAUAACGUGCAAGACCUGGCCAGAGCAGGCCUUCCCAUGGAUAUCUCCAAGAUUCAGGAACUAAAGAAUCGUGAAGAAAUCCGAAAGGCUGCAGGUUUGCCAGGCGUUAGUGGCGACACAGGCUAUGCGAACUGGAACUCUGGCUGGGCGGAUGCUGAGAAGUCUGUGGCCCAUACAAUUCAACGAAUUCAAACCCACUCGAAUGCAAAGGACAGAAUAUCCAUCAAGCCGGGCUACGAAGUGGCUCGUCUUAUAUUCUCGCCCGAUAGCGGGCAAUGUACAGGCGUGACUUGUAAAGAUGGUACUUCCUUCACUGCCGAUCUGACCAUUUUAGCAACUGGAGCCUGGACACCGAGUCUCUUCAAUCUUCAGAACCGCUGUCUCGCAACUGGUCAAGUCAUCGCCUACCUCGAGCUCACUCAAGAAGAACAAAAUUACCUUGAGAAUACUCCUGUGGUAAUCAAUUUUGCAAAAGGUACUUUCGUAAUCCCACCUCAACGGGGCGAACUCAAAGUCGCUCGCCACGGCUUUGGCUACCGCAAUCCAAUCACAGUCGAGCAUCCAUCCACAAAAUCCAAUGCUGAGCGACUAUCCAAACACGGCGUGUCCGUACCACGGACAGACACAAACAUACCAGUCGAAGCUGAAGUUGCUCUUCGAGACGCGCUCGCCGAACUGUUUCCGCCCAACGUCGAUCCAGCCUGCCUCCCACCCGGCUGUCCAACCUCUCUGAGCACGGUUUCGACUCGGCCAUUCACAAAUACACGACUCUGCUGGUAUACGGACACUCCCACUGGUGAUUUUCUCAUAGACUGGGCACCACUCCCUGCGUCUAAGAACUCAGAGAACACAUCCCUCUUCCUCGCAACAGGCGGCAGUGGCCACGGCUUCAAGUUUCUUCCAGUCUUAGGCGACUACAUCGUCGACGCAGUCGAAGGUCGUCUGGACCCAGUAUAUCGCAAGCUAUGGGCCUGGCCAAGUAACGAGAAGCUAGAGAAGGAGUUUGGGCUGGCCGAGAGUGGGCAGGAGGCCAUCGAUGUCGUGUCUGGUACCAGCAAAGAGCUACAUGCCUUCCACGAAUGUAAGGACGGUAGUCGUGGAGGGCCGAAGGGGAUGAUCUUAGGCGAGGAGCUAAAGAAGGGAACAGCGGCUGUAAAGCCCCUGCAGGCGAAGUUGUGA